Messenger RNA from Solenopsis invicta (red fire ant), 960 nucleotides. RefSeq lists its product as uncharacterized. Gene Ontology annotation, molecular function: nucleic acid binding. Gene Ontology annotation, biological process: DNA integration. The transcript has a single exon. Lineage: Eukaryota; Metazoa; Arthropoda; Insecta; Hymenoptera; Formicidae. The record is from RefSeq and is a predicted model, not a curated record. The coding region runs from base 1 to 960 and encodes 319 amino acids.
AUGACUGCACCCUUCCACGUCACGGAAGUGGAUUACGGGAGUCCAUUUGUGAUAAAAGAUCGAAAGGGCAGAGGAUGUAAGACUAGUAAGUGCUACAUCUGUCUGUUUAUAUAUUUCUCAACUAAGGCCAUUCAUUUGGAAUUGGUUUCGGAUGCAACCUCAGAGUCGUUCAUUGCAGCACUUAGGCGGUUUGUAUCUCGGCGAGGCAAACCAGCCCAUAUCUACUCUGAUAAUGGGACCAAUUUUAUUGGCGCUAAUCGAGAAUUAAACGAAUUAGCAGAACUUUUAAUAAAGGAACAGCUCACCCUGAGCGAGCAUAUUAGUAAUACAGGCAUCACAUGGCACUUUAUUCCAGCCUACUCUCCUCAUUUCGGAGGAUUGUGGGAGGCUGGAUUAAAGUCUACAAAAUAUCAUUUAAAACGCGUUUCAAGCAGUUCGUCAUUGACGUUUAAGGAGUUUUAUACAUUGCUUACUCAAAUAGAAGCAAUCUUAAAUUCUAGACCAUUAACCCCAUUGUCAACAGAUCCCAAUGAUCUUGUUCCUCUUACCCCUGCUCACUUUUUGAUUGGCAAGACUCUCAAUGCAGUGGCCAAUCCAGAUCUAACACAUGUACCUGACUCUAGAGUAUCCAGAUGGCAACUAAUUCAGAAAUUACAGCAACACUUCUGGAAGAGAUGGAGCAAGGAAUAUAUUUCGGAGCUCCAACAACGUACAAAAUGGAAGAAGCCAUUUAACAAAUUGACGGAAGGUGCGCUGGUACUUAUUAAAGAUGAAAACUUACCACCAUUCAAAUGGAGGAUGGGGCGCAUAACUUCAGUGCAUCCUGGACGAGAUCAGGCCGUGCGAGUUGCGACCGUAAAAACUUCUAUUGGAAGCGUACGCAUCACUGCCGCGAAGCUCUGUCCGUUGCCCAUAGAAGAAUGUAUUAAGCCAAACAUUAAUUAUAUCACUUUGCGUUAG